Messenger RNA from Raphanus sativus (radish), 3044 nucleotides. RefSeq names its product flocculation protein FLO11. Gene Ontology annotation, biological process: cortical microtubule organization. The transcript has 5 exons. Gene Ontology annotation, cellular component: cortical microtubule. The record is from RefSeq and is a predicted model, not a curated record. The coding region runs from base 538 to 2106 and encodes 522 amino acids. NCBI's taxonomy places the organism in Eukaryota, Viridiplantae, Streptophyta, Magnoliopsida, Brassicales, Brassicaceae.
GUUCAUGGGUAAAGACUGCACAACGUGUCCCGUGAGAUCCUCUUGCGUUUCGAACCCGAUGCUUCGUGUUUUGUUCAAACUUUUCAAGACCAUACUCAAUUAAAUUAAAUACAAAUAGGAGAAAAAAAACAAGAGAGAUGGUACGAACAAGACCUGUCUGGUUUGAAAUUUGGAAUUUUUCAAAUUAUAUAACCAAAUAAUAAAUGAAAUUAAUUUAAAAAAACUCCUCGAGACGAACAUCUUCCCCACCACCUUCUUCUUCUUUUUCAACUCAAAAAAAACUUCUAUCUUUCUCUCCUAGAUCAAAUUAAAAAAUUAACUUUUGUGGGUUCUGAUCAUAUGUUCUUUAAUGGUUGAUAUGAUUCUCAUUGGUUGCUGCUCUAGGCUAGGCUUCUACCUUUCUUGAGGGUCCCAUUAGUGUGAUCUCCUCAGAUCUGAUUGGUCCGGUUCUAUUUUUUUUAUUUUGUUUUGGAGAUUUUUUUUUUCUAGUUGUUGUGUAAGUUCGGACAGGAGACCCAGAAACCUUCAAAUAAAAAAAUGUUGACACACGACAGAGAUGAAGAACUCUCUAUGUUCCUUGAGAUGCGUCGACGCGAGAAAGAACGUAGAGGAGAAUCUCUUUUAACAGGAUCUGAUAAUACUAGUAUCAACGGAGCGUUGACGGCUGCGCUCUCCGGUGUCUCUGAAACGGUGUCGUCUCAACGCUAUCCUCUACGGAGAACCGCUGCCGAGAACUUCUUGUACUCAGAGAAUGAAAAAACCGAUUACGAUUGGCUGCUUACGCCUCCGGGCACGCCUCAGUUUGAGAAAGAGUCACAUAGGAGCGUAAUGGAACAGAGUGAGGCUCCCAGUUCUCGCCCCACGGCUCUUAAAUCUCGGCUAGGGAACUGCCGUGAAGAUAUCGUCUCAGGGAACAAUAAUAAGCUUCAAAUGUCAUCCUCGUCCUCUGUAGCUGGACUCAGAAGACCGUCUUCAUCGGGUAGCUCAAGGUCUACAACCCCAACCACCUCCACAACAAGGCCUGUGACCACCACCAGAGCUUCAACCUCUAGAUCCUCAACACCCACCUCACGUGCCACUUUAACUGCCGCACGUGCUACUACCUCUACAACAGCUCCACGCACCACAACAUCAGCUAGAUCAGCUACUCCAACUCGGAGCACGACUCAACCUUCUUCCGCACCUUCUAAAAAGCCUGUAUCAAGGCCGGCCACGCCAACCCGCAGGUCUCCAACCCCGACAGGUCCAUCAAUGGUUUCUAGUAAAGCUCCGUCUCGAGGGACUUCUCCAACUCCAACCCCGACCAAUUCAAUAGUUUCAAGUAAAGCUCCGUCUCGAGGGACUUCUCCAACUCCAGCUCUGAAGUCAUCGCAGCCUUGGAAGCCGCGGGAGAUGCCUGGUUUCUCUUUAGAAGCCCCACCGAAUCUGAGGACCUCUGUAUCAGACAGACCAGUCUCAGCUACAAGAGGCAGACCUGGAGCAGCCUCAGCACCAGGCUCAAGAUCAAACUCCAUAGAACGUGGCAACGGCCCCACUGGUAAUGGCGUUGGACAUGUACGAAGACAAUCUUGCUCCCCGUCAAGAGGCCGGGCUCCUAUAGGGAACACCAACGGCAACGGGAGCCUCCAAGGAGCACGUGGACGAGGAAAGGCCAACAACGGAGAUGGCCCAGUGGCUAUGGGUAAUAAAAUGGUCGAGAGAGUGGUGAAUAUGAGGAAACUAGGUCCACCACGGCUAACAGAGAGCGGCGGUCGAGGAAACGCUAAAUCUAGCUCUGCUUUUAAUAGCCUUGGCUAUGGGAGAAACCUCUCCAAGAGCUCAAUAGACAUGGCCUUACGACAUAUGGAUAUAAGACGAGGAAUGACGGGGAAUCUCCGGCCGCUUGUGACGAAAGUUCCGGCAUCAUCAAUGUACAGCGUGAGAAGCCGGUCGAACAGUGUCACCAACUCUCCGGUGGCUACGAGCAGCACCGUCAGCUCAUCCGAACCGAACUUGGACAGCAUCAACAUUUUGUGCUUAGAUGGGAACGAUGCCGAAAACGAUGAUCUUCUCAGCGAGAGAAGCUUUUCUUCUCCGCGAGACCAGUUCCCCAAGCUCACAUCUUGACCUAUUAUUACAAUAAUAUAUAAUAUGUGUUCUUGUUUCUGUUACCAUACUUAAACAACGUGUUUGUAAUCGAUUGUCCGUAAAGUCUAUGAGCUCAGGUAUCAAAUGUCUUUUUUUUUUCUUUCAUGAAACUUUCCUCACAGUGCAAAUAGAGAUAAUAUAAUAUGAAAUGACUACGACAUAACAAAAAUCAUUUGCUCUGACCUCUCUCUACAUAUUUCCGAUUGCCGACUCCGGCUGCUCUUAUAGAGUCGGAGUCGGGUGUAGUUUUUGUUGAUCUAUAUCAUGGUUUUGAAAGAUCAACAGAUUAUCUCUCCUUCUACUCAACGGUCAGAUGAUCCGAUCAUGAUCGGAGUGUUUGAGGGAUGUUUGUAGAUCUUUCUCGUUACAGCACUUUUCUCAUCUAGUUGUUUUGGUGGGGAUUAUGACCUACCUGUGCAGAUCUGAUCUUCAUAGAAUCUUUCGUUGGUUGUGUGAUUUUGCAUGUUUGGAUUCGCGAGGUCUUUGUUGUCUUCUCCGGUUCGAUCUUCUACCUUACUGUUCUUUGCAUGCGGUGGAAUCCGGGGUUGAUUUGAUUCGCUCCUUGUCAUUACCAAUUGAUCUGAUCGAGAUCUUCACUUUCAUCAAGCUUCAAUUUGGCGAUCUCAAGUCGUUCGUGACAACGCCGUUCCGGUUUGAAGACUUAGAAAUGGUUCGUCUUCAUGUUAUGCUGGUUCUUGUUGUUUGGGUUCUCAAUUGUCUGGACUAUUCACUAUGGGAGGUCUCUCCACGGUGGUUGAUCAAGUUAUCAUCAUCGUUUGUUCUUCUCAAAGGAUCCGAAGACUGCAUGCAUUUUUGCUCAUCUUUUUAUGAAUCUGCUGUUUUGUCUUUUGCUUAACUAGAUGUUAUAGAGUGCUGUUUUAUAUUAUUGUCUUGUUAAAUGUUUUUUCUUUUCAUCA